AUGUCGCUCAACAUGAAAACCCUAACCCAAGCACUAGCAAAAACCGCAGCAGUAAUCGAGAAAAAGGUGCAAACAACGGUGCAAGAGGUAACAGGUCCAAAGCCACUUCAAGACUACGAGCUUCUCGACCAGAUCGGUUCCGCUGGACCGGGUUUAGCUUGGCGGCUUUACUCCGCCCGGGCUCGGGAUCCGUCGCGGCAGCAUCAGUAUCCUGUUGUGUGCGUUUGGGUGUUGGAUAAACGGGCGUUGUCGGAGGCGAGAAUGCGCGCGGGGUUGACGAAAGCGGCCGAGGAUUCGUUUUUGGAUUUGAUUCGGACGGAUGCGGGGAAGCUUGUUAGGCUUAGGCAUCCUGGAGUUGUGCAUGUUGUUCAGGGACUUGAUGAGAGUAAGAACGCCAUGGCGAUGGUGACCGAGCCUUUGUUUGCUUCUGUUGCCAAUACGCUUGGGAAUCUUGAUAAUGUUGCAAAUGUUCCUAAGGAUCUUAGGGGAAUGGAAAUGGGAUUGUUGGAGGUGAAGCAUGGUUUACUUCAGAUGGCGGAAUCGUUGGAUUUUCUCCAUAACCAGGCUCAUCUUAUUCAUCGAGCUAUAUCUCCUGAGAAUGUUUUUAUCACAAUGAGUGGAGCCUGGAAACUUGGUGGAUUUGGUUUUGCAAUUCCUGCUUCGCAGAAUGCUGGCGAGUUAUCUAAUCAGCAAGCCUUCCAUUAUGCUGAAUAUGACGUUGAAGACUCUAUUUUGCCACUUCAGCCAUCAAUUAAUUACACUGCUCCUGAGAUGGUGAGGAGCACUGCUUCUUCAGCUGGGUGCUAUUCUGAUAUUUUCAGUUUUGGAUGCCUUGCCUACCAUUUGAUUGCUCGCAAGCCUUUGUUUGACUGCCACAACAAUGUGAAGAUGUACAUGAAUACCUUGACUUACUUAUCCAGUGAUGCUUUCUCAUCUAUCCCAUCGGAACUGGUUCCUGACUUGCAAAGGAUGCUCUCUUCAAAUGAAUCUUACAGGCCAAGUGCGAUGGAUUUUACAGGUAAAUAA
Vicia faba (fava bean) is the source of this 1026-nucleotide messenger RNA. Lineage: Eukaryota; Viridiplantae; Streptophyta; Magnoliopsida; Fabales; Fabaceae. The record is from the annotation of a GenBank genome assembly.